GUACACUCCGCGUUCGCCAUCAUUCCUACAUAUAUCUCUCCAUGUCAUUAAAUGCUUUACGAGUGAAAGAACAUGAGGAUUUCCCUCCAGCUUCGCUGUAUCCGUGCGACUUGCGGUAGAACCCCACAACUUCUCGCCCGUCUCCCUCUGCCUCCAAGCCGCCGCUUCACGCAGUUGUCAUGUCCGCAGCGUCCAAGUCAGGGCCGUCAGAAAGGGGUUCCGAGAAUUGGUGCAGUUAUUUUUGCAGCACUCGCUCCAGGCGCUUUUGUGAAGAUUGCGGAAACAGAAGAUGACGGUAAAACCGGGGAAAGACUGAUGUUGGAGGCUUCGCGCCAGGAGUUCAGAGAAGAUGUCCUUGAGAAGACAGAACAACGAAUAGGGCUCGGGGGCCCUGUUGUAGCUUACUGGACAUAUUAUGUCUACGACACAAUAGCGACUGGCUUUCGUUUCGUCCACCUAGUCAUCAUCUUCCUACCUGUCAUCCUGACGGCGCCUACGAUAUGGCUUGGAAGGCGCAUCAAGAAUAACGACGGGGCUCGCACAGGCACCUUGUGGUGGUAUAGUUUUCUUGUUAGGGCCAUGGAGCGCGCAGGUCCUGCUUUUAUCAAGCUUGGGCAAUGGGCCGCAUCACGUACUGAUAUUUUCCCUCCCGAAAUGUGCGAAAUCAUGUCGUCAUUACACUCGAAUGCUCCCGGCCAUUCGUUACAUGAAACAAAGCGGAUAAUAGAAAAGGCGUUCAGUGGAAUGCCCUUUGAGGAUAUCUUCGAGGAAUUCAACGAGGAACCUUUGGGAGUGGGCGCCAUCGCACAAGUGUACAAGGCGAAGCUCAAGCCGAAUCUGGCUAAUCUUGCAGAUAACCAGCUAACCUGUGAGCCUCAGAACCUAAGGGGCAAGCUCAGAAAAAACGUUGACGCCUUGGUCAAGAGCACCCCCAGGCGAGUUCCGUCCUCAUACGUUGCAGUCAAAGUACUGCAUCCUCGCGUUGAGCGACUAAUCCGCAGGGACCUGCGUAUCAUGAGUUUCUUUGCUUCUUUGCUUAAUGCGGUUCCAACCAUGCACUGGCUGUCGUUCCCUGAUGAGGUUGCUCAGUUCGGUGAGAUGAUGAAGCUACAACUCGAUCUGCGGAUUGAGGCCACAAACUUGAAAAUCUUCCGCGAGAAGUUCAGAUCCCGUACCACAGCUUGGUUCCCGUAUCCGUAUUUGGAUUAUAGCACCCGCGAGGUGCUUAUUGAGGAAUUCGCCCAGGGCAUACCUCUGUCCACCUUUCUGGAAAAGGGAGGAGGUGUGUACCAGCAUGAGAUUGCAAACGAAGGCUUGGAUGCUUUUCUACAUAUGCUCUUGAUUGAUAAUUUUGUGCAUGCGGACCUUCAUCCAGGGAACAUCAUGGUUCGUUUCUAUCAGCCUAGCGAGCUUGAUUUGUCUCUCCGCAAGAAGGGCCGCGCAGAUGAAGCACCGACUCUUAAGGAGGUCGAUGUUGCAGACGCCAUACUCGCCCGGUUGCUGCCACAUGCAGAUGAUUCCCAAAAGUGGGAAAGGGCUCUAGAAGAGCUCAACGCAGAAGGCUACCGACCGCAGCUCCUUUUCAUUGACACAGGGUUAGUAACACAGCUGAAUGACACCAACCGCGCGAACUUCUUAGCCCUCUUCCGAGCUGUCGCCGAAUUCGACGGCCACCGCGCCGGUGAACUCAUGGUUGAGCGGUGUCGUCAGCCAGAGGAAGUCAUCGACCCAGACAUAUUCGCUUUGAGAAUGCAAAAUUUAGUCCUCGGCGUCAAAUCACGGACAUUUGCACUUGGGAACAUCAAGAUCGGCGAUAUUCUUAGCGAAGUGCUAUCUAUGGUCCGGCGACACCACGUCCGCUUGGAAGGGGACUUUGUCAACGUCGUCAUCUCCAUUCUCCUCCUCGAAGGCAUUGGCCGGAGCAUGGAUCCUGAUCUCGAUCUCUUUAAGAGUGCCCUUCCCAUCUUACGGAAACUCGGUUCCAAUGCCACUUUCCUAAAGACAAUUCGGUCGGGCGACACCUCAAUGCUUCGCGUCUGGGUUGGUCUUGAAGCUCGUGGCUUACUUAGGGCGAGCAUUGAGAGUGUGGAGAAUUGUGUGAAGUAUGAUUUACUGUCGCCUAAUGUCUAGAUGCGGCGGGAAUAAAGUUCGAGAUACGCUGCUUAUGUAUUAUAUAUUUAUUAUUCUCCUGGUCUCAUUUUUGUGGUUAUGUACUAUAAUGCCUGUAUAUAGCUAGAGUCAAAAGACCAUGAAUAUGACGAUAUAGAUUGAUAAACUGAUAAUACUUGUUCC
Aspergillus nidulans FGSC A4 is the source of this 2292-nucleotide messenger RNA. Its product is annotated as ABC1 kinase family protein. NCBI's taxonomy places the organism in Eukaryota, Fungi, Ascomycota, Eurotiomycetes, Eurotiales, Aspergillaceae. The record is from RefSeq and is a predicted model, not a curated record. Bases 73 to 2130 code for a protein of 685 amino acids. The transcript has 3 exons.